UCAUUCUAGUCAACACAACCGAUUAGAUGCCGCUGAAAAGGCUACCGUUUUCCAAAUGAAUUAUUUUAGCGUCUUACAAGCUUUGUUCGUUUUGGUUUCUGUUAACGUAGUGGUCUCCGGGCAUGUGUGUGGAUUUGAGUUCUGCCCUAAGACCAAAUCAAAUGCGAUCAAUGUGCAUUUGGUUCCCCACUCACACGAUGAUGUUGGAUGGCUAAAAACAGUUGAUCAAUAUUACUAUGGAAGCAAAAACAAUAUCCAGCAGGCUGGUGUCCAAUAUAUAUUAGACACAGUAGUUGAAGAGCUUUUAAAGAACUCAAAACGUCGUUUCAUACAAGUAGAAACAUCAUUUUUUUCUAAAUGGUACUCUGAACAAACAGGGACAAUAAAAAAGGCGGUAAAGAAAUUAGUCGCUGAAGGACGAUUGGAAUUUGCAGGAGGCGCGUGGAGCAUGAAUGAUGAGGCCGCAGUUCACUACCAAAGUGUCAUAGACCAAUUUAAUUUGGGCUUGAAAUUUUUGAAAGACACUUUCGGGGCUUGCGCUCGACCCCGGAUAGGUUGGCAGAUAGAUCCCUUCGGACAUUCUCGAGAAAUGGCUUCUAUAUUUGCACAAAUGGGUUACAGCGGUGAGUUUUUUGCUCGGAUGGAUUAUGCUGAAAAGAAUACACGUCUAAGUACCCUGACAAUGGAAAUGAUUUGGAAAUCUAGCGUAUACCUGAAAAACUCGGAAAUUUUCACUGGUUUGCUUUAUCGUCACUAUGGAUCCCCUCCUGGGUUCUGCUUUGACAUCCAUUGCACUGAUGAUCCAAUAAUUGAUGGAAAUAGCUACGACAAUAACGUAAACAAACGAGUUGAUGAUUUUAUUGCCUAUCUAACGACAAUGUCGAAGUCAUUCAGAGCUAAUCAUAUAAUGGUUCCAAUGGGUGAUGAUUUUCAAUAUGAAGACGCCGAGGUAAACUUUAAAAAUAUGGACAAACUUAUUAAGUACGUUAACAACCGUCAAAUGGAGGGUUCAAAAUUCAAUGUUUUUUACUCCACUCCAUCCUGCUACCUCAACGAAUUGCAUCAGUUACUGCAGAGUUGGCCAAACAAGACCGAGGACUUCUUUCCAUACUCCAGCGACACUCAUUCCUACUGGACUGGAUAUUUUACUUCACGUCCCACCCAAAAACGCUUCGAGCGGGAUGGAAAUCAUUUCCUUCAGACGGUUAAGCAACUUAGCACUCUAGCUAAUCUUACCAGCGCUGAGCAUAUAAAAGCCCUAAGCAACUUGCGGCAGGCAAUGGGUGUUAUGCAGCAUCAUGAUGCUAUUACGGGCACUGAAAAACAGGCAGUUGCCCACGACUACGACCAUAUGUUAUUCAAAGCAAUUAAUGGUGCCAAUAAUAAUGCUCGGGAUGCUCUACGUGUGUUAACUAAUCUUACUAGUGGGGAGUUCCAAAGUUGCUUAGAAUUAAAUAUAAGUGUUUGCGCGAUUACACAGUCAAGUGCCAACAACAUUGUAGUAACAUUAGUUAACCCGCUGGCUCAUACUUCUUCACAAUAUGUACGCUUGCCUGUAAGGAAAGAAAACUAUCAAGUCACCGAUGAAAACGGUCGUGAAGUACCAUCGGAGCUUGUACCUGUGCCAUUGGAAAUUUUAGCUCUUCAACACCGUUCGAGUGUCACUCAGCAUGAAUUAGUCUUUAAAGCCAAUGUGAACAAAGUUGCCAACUUCUAUAUUCGCGUACUCCCCUUUCCAAGAAAGAAAAAUGACUCAAACAACGCUCAGACAAUACCCAUAUCUAAAAACGAUUCUGAUGAAUUUACUUUGGAGAACUCGCUUGUGAAGCUUGUAUUCAAUAAUCGUACCGGUCUCCUUAAAACCAUAGAAAUGAAUGGUGUAACCGAAAAUAUUCAUCAAAGCUUUGCCAUUUACAAGGGCUUCCGUGGCAAUAAUGGCUUAGCUGAAAAUCGAUCCUCAGGUGCAUAUGUUUUUCGUCCAGACGGAGACAUUGAAUUGCCAAACUAUAAAACAACAUUUUCCAUUUACAAUGGUAAUAAUGUUAAGGAAGUUCAUCAACAUGUAAACGAUUGGAUAUCUCAAGUAGUACGAAUUUAUGAGGCGGUAAACCGAGUGGAGUUUGAAUGGCUGAUUGGGCCAAUCCCAACAGACGAUGGAGUCGGAAAAGAAAUUGUUACUCGCUUUACAAGCACCUUGUCCUCAAAUGGCUCGUUUUACACAGAUUCCAAUGGUCGUGAAAUGCUUGAGCGAAAGAGAAACCAAAGAGAAUUCUUCAAACCAGAUAUGACAGAAGAAAUAAGUGGCAACUACUAUCCAGUUACCUCACAAAUGUACAUACAAGAUGAACAUAAACGUAUAACUCUACUGAAUGACCGCUCACAGGGUGGAACUAGCUUGAAAGACGGUGAAUUGGAGUUGAUGCUACAUCGUCGUUUAUUAAAUGACGAUGCGUUUGGGGUCGGUGAAGCUCUUAAUGAAGAACAGUUCGGAACGGGCUUGAUAGCACGAGGAAAACUGUUUCUUAUUCUGAAUGCAGUGCCCGAAAAUCCAGCAUGCACCGAGCGUUUAACCCAACAAGAACUGCAUUUGCCAUUUUAUAAGUUUUUCAGUCAAGCAAAUACCGUUCCUUCAAUAGUUCAGCAUAUGAUCCCAGACUUUACCGAUUUUCCGGAAUCAAUCGAGCUUCUCUCCCUUGAACCUUAUUCAACCAACAAAAUUCUUAUACGAGUGGAGAACUUUAAUUCCUGUGGAGGCAUACAAAGUUUUAACAUGCAUACACUUUUCAAAACUCUGCGUGGGCGACAGAUUUGGGAAGUAACUUUAGAUGGAAAUAUGCCUCUAAGACACAUGAAGCGAUUCAAGUUUUAUCCAGACGGUACCGGUAUUAUUCCUUCUUCGGUUAAUUACUUCUCUACUCCGCAUAAGCCAAUGAAUGCUAAUUAUACGAUGGAUGUUUCUGAGUUUAUUGUGACGAUGUUACCAAUGCAAAUUCGUACCUUUAUAAUCCGACAGGAUUAAAUUAUUUACAAAAUUAUGCUGGACAACAACAGUACCAUAAAACUAAACCUUAAAAGAUAAGCUAUAAUAAAAAAAACGAGGAGGAACGUUGUGAGACGCGUUG
Molecule: messenger RNA, 3122 nt
Organism: Drosophila subobscura
Lineage: Eukaryota; Metazoa; Arthropoda; Insecta; Diptera; Drosophilidae
Gene: LManI
Product: lysosomal alpha-mannosidase
Exons: 6
Coding region: 56-3019 (987 amino acids)
Biological process (GO): mannose metabolic process
Cellular component (GO): lysosome
Molecular function (GO): alpha-mannosidase activity; carbohydrate binding
Source: RefSeq, a predicted model, not a curated record